AUGAAAGAAGAAAGUGUGGACGGAAAAGAAGAGCAUUCUAACAAGCCGGUUGUCUCGGGGCGUAUCAUCAACUGUGUUCCGCAAUUGCCGUAUAAGAUCAGCAGGAAUGACCGGUAUUCGCCAUUGCGGGGCGACACUCCGAACGAAGAGUGGAAUAUGGAGCCCAUAAGCGGCAACAGCGCAUUGUACUCGUCGCUGUACCUCUUGCGGGACUCUGCGGACUGGGAGGAACAUGUGGUAGGAUGGACUGGCGAGAUCGAUCCCGGGAAUGGGUUUGCGUACAUAGCGCCAACCGCUCCGCAGCAAGAGGAGAACAGCACGAUCGAAGACUCCAAGUACAACUCCCAGGACCUCAACGAAGACCCACUGUACCUCUCACAGGAGCAGAAACGGGUGAUGGCUGAAAAAUUGCAAAACCAAGAGGACUCGAACAACAAGAUGACCGUGCAUCCGGUGUGGCUGCUGCGCAGAGACCAGCGUCGCUGGCGUGAAUACGCCGAGAACGUCGUUUGGCCUGCGCUCCACUACAUUUUGAACCCUCCUUCGGAUGGGCAGAAGGAAAAUACCUGGUGGUACGACUACGUCAAGUUCAACGAGGCAUACGCUGCCAAAGUAGCGCAGAUUUACAAGCCAGGUGACAUAAUCUGGGUCCACGACUACUAUCUGAUGCUUUUGCCCCAACUUCUACGCAUGCGUUUUGAAGACGCCGUGAUCGCGUAUUUCCACCACACGCCCUGGCCUAGUAAUGAGUAUUUCAGAUGUCUUUCCAAGCGUAAGCAAUUGUUGGAUGGUAUUCUUGGGAGCAACCGUGUGUGUUUUCAAAACGAUGGUUUUGCUCGCCAUUUCGUGUCUGGAUGCAAGAGAUUGCUAGAUUCAACCUCGACCAAGAGCAAGUCUAAACGUAAGGGCAAAGACGAAUGGUUAAUCAGUGCUUACGGUGGUGAUGUGGUGGUUGAUUCUUUACCCAUCGGUGUCAAUACCGAAGACAUUUUGCGCAAAGCAUUUACCUCUGAUAUUGACGCCAAAGUGUCAACGAUCAAAGAGGCCUACGCGGGCAAGAAAAUAAUUUUUGGAAGGGAUCGAUUGGAUGCUGUAAGAGGCGUGGUACAAAAGUUGCAAGCUUACGAAGCGUUUUUGGCAAUGUACCCGGAAUGGAGAGAUAAGGUUGUCUUAAUUCAAGUUAGCAGACCCACUUCUACGGAGAAGGGCCUCAAGCUGGAACAACAAGUGAACGACUUAGUCAACACCAUCAAUGCUCAAUAUGGAUCCCUGAGUUUCUCUCCAGUGCAACACUACCAUAUGCGUAUCCCUGAGGAUGUGUACUAUUCUCUGCUACGGGCCGCAGAUCUGUGCCUCAUAACGAGCGUUAGAGACGGAAUGAACACUACUGCUUUGGAGUACGUUACCGUCAAAAGUAGAUCAUCUAAUGAUAACUGCUAUGCUAAUCCGCUUGUGUUAAGUGAGUUUUCAGGUUCAAGUACUGUGCUGAAAGAUGCUAUUGUUGUCAACCCUUGGGAUUCUGUCGCUGUUUCAAAGACAAUUCAGAAAGCACUUUCGAUGACAUUGCCUGAAAAGGCUGCCCUCGAAAAAAAGCUAUGGUCCCAAGUCCCCACCAUACAGGAUUGGAACGCAAGUUUCCUACAAAGAAUGGUCGCAAUUGCGGAGAAGAGAGACUCUGAGGAUAGCAAGAUCACGCCCGCUUUGAACAGGCCACUGCUGUUACGUACUUACCGGGCUGCGAAACGCCGUUUGUUUUUGUUCGAUUACGACGGUACACUGACGCCCAUCGUACAAGAUCCAGCAGCGGCCAUUCCAAGUGCAAAACUUUUCCGAAUCUUAUCGAAGCUGGCAUCUGACCCUAAUAAUCAAAUAUGGAUCAUUUCUGGAAGAGAUCAAAAAUUUUUAUCGAAAUGGUUGGGCUCUAGAAUGCCACAAUUGGGCUUAAGCGCUGAACACGGCUGCUUUAUGAAGGAUGUUGCCUCCGAAGAUUGGGUCAAUUUAACCACCAAAUUUGACAUGUCUUGGCAAAAAAGGGUUAGUGAUGUUAUGGAUCAAAUAACUGUUCAAACCCCGGGUUCAUUCGUGGAGACGAAGAAAGUUGCACUUACAUGGCAUUACAGACGUGCGGAUCCCGAGCAAGGUGAAUUUUACGCUGCCAAGCUGAAGAAAACUCUAGACGAGUUCGCAUCUGAGCUUGGUUUGGAAGUGAUGGAGGGAAAAGCUAAUGUAGAGGUUCGUCCGAAGUUCGUCAACAAAGGUGAGAUUGUCAAGAGAUUAGUGUGGCAUCCACUCGGCGAAAAACAAUCCUAUGACGAUGAGUUUACCAUUGAUGAAAGUGUUCCAAAAGAUCGCUUGCCUGAGUUCAUUUUGUGUCUCGGCGACGACUUCACUGACGAAGACAUGUUUUCACAACUGAAUGUUAUUGAGAAGGUCUGGGAGAACAAAUUUCCUGAAGGAAAGAACGACUGCGGUCAUUUUGGGUUCUAUCCAGUCACUGUUGGCUCUGCAUCGAAGAAAACGGUUGCCAAAGCCCAUUUAACAGAUCCACAGCAGGUCUUGGAUACACUAGGUCUCUUAGUAGGCGAUGUUUCAUUGUUUCAAAGUGCGGGUACCGUGGAUUUAGACGACCGAGGUCAUAUCAGAGACAGCGAAAGCAGUGUGAAGUCGGAACAAGCCGGUGUAGCUUACAGUAUGAGACGUACCGCUUCAUACAAGGACAACUCUUAG
Molecule: messenger RNA, 2727 nt
Organism: Lachancea nothofagi CBS 11611
Lineage: Eukaryota; Fungi; Ascomycota; Saccharomycetes; Saccharomycetales; Saccharomycetaceae
Source: the annotation of a GenBank genome assembly